Messenger RNA from Hibiscus syriacus, 330 nucleotides. RefSeq names its product probable protein phosphatase 2C 12. NCBI's taxonomy places the organism in Eukaryota, Viridiplantae, Streptophyta, Magnoliopsida, Malvales, Malvaceae. The coding region runs from base 16 to 330 and encodes 104 amino acids. The transcript has 2 exons. The record is from RefSeq and is a predicted model, not a curated record.
UAGUAUUUGACAGAGAUGCAUGGUUUUUUCCCAGCAAAAACGUCAGGAACAACUGUAACCUUUGUGAUAAUAGAAGGAUGGGUUAUAACAGUUGCAUCUGUUGGUGAUUCCCGCUGUAUAUUUGAAUCAGCUGAAGGUGGAAUAUACUACUUGUCAGCUGAUCAUAGGCUUGAAUGCAAUGAAGAGGAGAGGGAACGGAUCACUACACGUGGGGGUGAGAUUGGUCGGUUAAAUGCCGGUAGUGGUGCAGAGGUAUCUCCUCUUCCCCUACAAGUGUGUAUCUUAAUGCAUUUUGAGUUCCUUGACUAUUUUUUCUCUCUAGAUUCUUAG